Messenger RNA from Hyaena hyaena (striped hyena), 8710 nucleotides. RefSeq names its product SEC16 homolog A, endoplasmic reticulum export factor (gene SEC16A). The record is from RefSeq and is a predicted model, not a curated record. Gene Ontology annotation, biological process: autophagy; Golgi organization; COPII vesicle coat assembly. Lineage: Eukaryota; Metazoa; Chordata; Mammalia; Carnivora; Hyaenidae. The transcript is spliced from 31 exons. Bases 249 to 7295 code for a protein of 2348 amino acids. Gene Ontology annotation, cellular component: ER to Golgi transport vesicle membrane; endoplasmic reticulum exit site.
GUAUGGCCGGCUGUGUGGCAAGUGCCUGUCGGGCUCCGCCGUGUUGACACUUGUCUUCGCCCUGCCGGCCUCGAUGGAGGGAAGGUUGCGUUGGAAUGGUGAAGAUAGACCAGACCGCCACUUUCAAGGAAUGCAGACAUUUGGGAAAUUUCUUCAACAGUUUUGCGUGUCCUUUGCCUCGAAGAUCAAGGAACACCUGUAUUCUGCUGCUUUCUGCCAGCGGCAUCUAGUCGUGCAAAAGACCCAUCAUGCAGCCACCACCCCAGGCAGCCCCGUCAGGCGUGGUCAGGCCACCUCCAGCCGGGAGUCCUCAGAGCUUGUUCUGGUCCAACAGAUCGUACAGGAGACAGGCAAACAGUAAUGCACCAGUGACCCCGAUAACUUGCCCGUUGCAGCCGGUGACGGAUCCGUUUGCUUUCAGUAGACAGGCGCUACAAAGUACACCGUUGGGCAGUGCGUCCAAAAGCAGCGUGCCCGUUCUGCAGGGCCCGGCCCCGCCAGCGCUCCUCCAGCGCCCUGGUCUGCCUGUGCCCCACACGAAUGCUGGGGAUACCUCCCAGGGACCUGGGUCACGGCCCACAGCGGACGCCACUCUAUUUUCCAGUAUGUCGACACCUUCAGAGCCGCCGGAGCCCGAGCUGAACAGGAGUGCCGAGCUUGCUCCCGGCGCAGAACCCGAAGUGCAGGCUCUGCCGUAUCCUCACAUUCCGGGAACUGGUGCCAACGGUUCUCACGGGGGCCACCCACACGCGGCCAUGCUUGGGCCCGAGAGACCCCUGAGUCGGCAGAACCCACACGACAGCGCUGCGUCACGGGCGCCAGCCCCUUUCUUCCCUCAGCCUCGUCAGCAGAUGCCAGGCCAGUGGGGGGCGGGGCAGGGAGGCCCACAGACCCCAGGUCAACGUUAUUGGCCCCGCCCAGAAGGACCUGUUCAGAACGCGGUGCCCCACACGUCCGGUGGUCCCCCCUACCCUGCUCCGUCCAGCCUGCAUCACGGUCCUGGCCACGAGCAACUCACCCCAUCGGUGUCUUUGCCAGGUCCCUUGGCUGGUGACGGAAGCAGCAAUGAGGCAGCCUACCUACAGAGCGGAAGCCAGUCAACAAGUAACUUUGAUCCUGAAAAUGCGUUCAGGCAAAAUUCUAGAGCUGGGAGUACUCGGGCAAGCCAGGAGCUCAGGCCACAUCCAGGAGUGAAUAAAGAGCAGUUGCCAGACCUUGCUCUCGUUAAUCCCCUCGCUCAGGGAAAUAUCCCAGAAAGCCAUUUGCACUACCCCUCAGGGGCCGACACCAGCCAGGUCCUGCCGGAAGUGGACUUGGGGGCUCUCUCCAUGUUCUUCCAUGGCGGGGAGGCGGAAAACGAGGAGAACCUUUCAUCUGAGAAAACAAGCUUUGCUGGUCGGUCUGACUUAGAUGGCUCCUCCCCCAGCCCUGGACUUGGUCACGCUUCCGCACGUGUGGGAGUGGGUGGCAUUUACCACGCCUUUCCCAGAGGUUCCAACAACGAGGCCACGCAGCAGGGAGGACACCCGCAGCCUUAUUUCUCUCAGUCUGCAGGCGUCCAGCCUGAUAGACCAGCCACAGUGAGCGCUGCUGUCGCUGCAUGGGGCGGUGCGGCAGGCACAGGGGCUCACGCUGCCGGCAGCUCACAGUAUGAGAACGUCGAGGACUUAGAGUUCAUUCAGAAUCAGGAAGUUUUGCCAAGUGAGCCCCUAAGUUUGGACCCUUCCGCCCCAGGCGAUCAGCUCAGAUACGGUCCCCUUCCUGGGCCAGCCAUCCCCAGGCUCAGUGGUGUGGCCCAAGCUGGAGGCGGGGGCCCAAAUCUCGAGGCCCCGGAUUCAACGCCACACCCUGUGAGAUCCGAUAGCGUGUCAUCCGGUUACAGCAGCAAGAGCCACAGGAAUCUUUCGAGUGCAGCCAGGCCUCAAGACCUGGUGGGCACUUUCAUUCAGCAGGAAGUUGGAAAACCUGAAGAUGAGUCUUCGGGGAGCUUUUUCAAGCAAAUUGAUUCUUCUCCCAUAGGAGGCGAGAUCAACGAGACCGCCGGGAGCCAGAGUCACCGCUGCAGCCUGUCCCAGCCCUCAACCCCAAGCCCCCCCAAACCCACUGGAAUAUUCCAGACAAGUGCAAAUAGUUCUUUUGAGCCGGUGAAAUCCCACUUCAUUGGAGUAAAACCUGUUGAGGCCGAUCGAGCCAAGGUGGUGGGGGAGGUGAGGGGGGCCGGAGCCCACCAGAAGAAGCCCAGGCCUGUUGCUGUGCCGCCGGACACCUGCCCUGGCAACCUGGAGCAGCCCCCGGACAACUUGGAGACCCUGUGCACACUCCCGGCCGGUUCCCUGCCCUUGACCGGACCCCUGGAGGCCGACCACGAGCUUGGGCACGCGGGGGGGCUGCCCUCGGAAACCGUGCUUCUGGCGGCUGAGAAAAGGCCUUUUGCCAGGGCCCAGGGAGCUGUGAAGUGCGAGAGCCCAGUAACGACCUUGUGGGCACAGAAUGAGCUCCCCGAUUUCGGAGGCAGAGUGCUCCUGGCCCCAGCCGCCCCUGCGCUGCAUGCGCCCGUGAGGCCUCAGCCCUCCGAGGUGAUUCAGCCUCCAGACGAGGGGGUUUCUGGUCAGCAGUCCCGGCAGCCAGGCCCUGGCCUCCCCCUGCAGAGCAGGGAGGGCAUCGGUGCUUCCGAGAACCUCGAAAACCCUCCCAAAAUGGGAGAAGAGGAGGCCCUUCCGUCGGCAGCGAGCUCCGGCUACGCCAGCCUCUUGUCCUCGCCGCCCACUGAGUCUUUGCAGAAUCAGCCGGUCUUGAUUGCCCAGCCUGAUCAGAGCUAUAACUUGGCUCAGCCCAUUAAUUUUUCUGUGUCCUUAUCGAGUCCUAGUGAGAAGAAUCCGCCCUGGAGAGAUGCUUUGGUGGGGGAUAGACCAAUGGCAGGUAGCCGGACUGUCGGCGGGGACUCUGGAGAAAGCGCUCCCGUGUCGGGGGUCCCGGCUGGUGCUCUCACCCGCUCGCCUCUGCCCAAGAGUCUCCCGCACAGCAGCUUUCCACAGGUUCCUGGCACUUCAGAAACCAUUUCUAAUCCACCUGCUAAUUUGCUGGUUCAGCCGCCACCUCAUCCAGUUCCAAAGAACUUACUUCCAGAAAGCCAAAAGAUUCAUAACGCAGAGAACAUUCUUCCCGAGUUGGUUAGUAACCCUGCUGGAAACACAGGCGUGAUGUUAGUGCCACCUGCAAACGCUACCUCGGUACCUGCUGGUAAUAAAGCAGAUCCCUCCAGUAAUCGGGAAGAAACUUCUGGUGCCCUAGACUUCACACUGAAUAGGACUUUGGAAAACCCUCUAAGGAUGUAUAGCCCGUCCCGUUCUGACAGCCCAGCUUGUCAGCAAACCAUCACCAAUCCUAGACAGCCCGGGCCAGGGGCACAUAACCCAGACCCUUUCUACCAACAGGUGACAAAAGAUGCUCAGGACCAGCGUGGCCUAGAGAGAGCUCAGCAGGAGCCAUCACCGUCCCCUCAGCGAGGGCCCAGAGCAACAUGUUCAGAACCUUCCAACCCAGGAAGUCCGCCAGUGCAGGGCCAGCCCCCAAACUCGGUCCCGCCGCCUGCAAGUCCAGCUCCAGCCGACACGGGUCAUCAGCCACUGCCUCGGCCGCCUCGGUCCUCCAGUGCGUCCGUCGUGUCCACCAAUUCGAGCCAGGCCGCCGCGCGGUCAGACCAGCAGUGGCUGCAGCCUCCGCCCCCAGACUUGGCAUCUUACUACUAUUAUAGACCCCUGUACGAUGGCUACCAGUCGCAGUACCCCUCUCCCUACCCGCCAGAUCCUGGCACAGCCUCUCUCUAUUACCAGCAGGACGUCUACGGCCUGUAUGAGCCCAGAUACAGGCCCUACGACAACGCCGUGCCUGCCUACGCUGACAGCUACCGCUGCCCCGAGCCCGAGCGGCCCAGCUCCCGGGCAAGCCACUGCUCGGACCGGCCACCCGCCAGGCAGAGCUACCCCGAAGCUUACUCCAGCUCCAAAAGCGGGUGGAGCAGCCACAGUGACUACUAUGCAGGCUACUACUCCGGCCAGUAUGACUACGGAGAUGCAGGCCGCUGGGACCGGUACCACUACGGCUCCAGGUUCAGGGACCCCCGCGCCUGUGACCGGAGGUAUUGGUAUGACGCGGAAUACGAUCUGUACAGGAAAGAAAACUACACUUACGGGGACAGGCCUGAGAGGUAUGAUGACCCCUGGAGGUACGACCCUCGCUUCACUGGUAGUUUUGAUGACGACCCCGAGCCCCACAGGGACCCUUACGGGGAAGAGGCGGACAGACGCAGCGUGCACAGCGAGCGUUCGGCACAGAGUCUGCGCAGCAGCCUCAGUUCCCGCUCGCGCCAGAGUCAGAUUUACAGAAAUCACGGCGUGACUGCUGCUUCCUACGAGGCCCCGCCUCCCCCGGACUCUUUGCCUGGCGAUUAUGCCUACGACAACAAUUUUGGCAGCGCCCAGGGCUUCGCGGAGUACGGCUAUGCUGCCGAAGCCGGUUGGGCCACCACGGAGCAAGCUCCAUCGAGACCAACUUCUCCUGAGAAAUUCUCGGUACCACAUGUCUGUGCCAGGUUUGGUCCCGGGGGUCAGCUCAUUAGAGUGACUCCAAACCUGCCUUCAGAAGGACAGCCUGCCCUGGUCGAGGUCCACAGCAUGGAGACCCUGCUGCAACACACACCGGACCAGGAGGAGAUGCGCUCAUUCCCGGGACCGCUCGGCAAAGAUGACACCCAUAAAGUGGAUGUUAUUAAUUUUGCACAGAACAAAGCUACAAAAUGUUUGCAGAACGAAAAUUUAAUUGACAAAGAGUCUGCAAGUCUCCUUUGGAAUUUCAUUGUUCUCUUGUGCAGGCAGAACGGGACCGUGGUGGGGACGGACAUCGCGGAACUUCUGUUACGAGACCACCGAACGGCCUGGCUUCCUGGGAAGUCGCCCAACGAAGCCAACCUGAUAGAUUUUACAUCUGAGGCGGUAGAGCGGGUGGAGGACGAGGAGUCCGGGGAGGCACAGCUCUCGUUCCUCGCGGACAGCCGUGCAGCCGCCCCCGGCACUCUCGACAGGGAGACGGAGAGGUUCCGAGAGCUGCUACUUUAUGGCCGCAAGAAGGACGCCUUGGAGUCUGCGAUGAAAAAUGCCUUAUGGGGACACGCUCUUUUACUGGCCAGUAAGAUGGACAACCGGACACACGCCCGGGUCAUGACCAGGUUCGCCAACAGUCUUCCAAUCAAUGACCCCUUGCAGACCGUGUACCAGCUGAUGUCGGGCCGGAUGCCCGCUGCAUCCACGUGUUGUGGAGACGAGAAGUGGGGAGAUUGGAGGCCGCAUCUUGCUAUGAUCUUGUCCAACCUAAGCAGCAACGUGGAUGUGGAGUCCCGGGCGAUGACCACCAUGGGCGACACUCUAGCUUCAAAAGGUCUCUUAGAUGCCGCGCACUUCUGCUACCUCAUGGCCCAGGUCGGAUUAGGGGUUUAUACAAAGAAAACCGCAAAACUUGUUUUAAUUGGAUCGAAUCACAGUUUGCCGUUUUUCAAGUUUGCGACCAAUGAAGCAAUUCAGAGGACAGAAGCCUACGAAUAUGGCCAGUCUCUUGGGGCGCAGACCUGCUCCUUCCCCAGUUUCCAGGUGUUUAAGUUCAUCUACUCGUGCCGCCUGGCGGAGAUGGGGCUGGCCACGCAGGCCUUCCAUUACUGCGAGGUGAUUGCCAAGGCCAUCCUGACACAGCCCCACGUGUACUCCCCGGUGCUCAUCAGCCAGCUGGUCCAGGUUGCUUCGCAGCUGCGGCUCUUCGACCCUCAGCUGAGAGAGAAGCCGGAGGAGGAGUCCUUCGCGGAGCCUGCCUGGUUGGUCCAGCUGCAGCGUGUGGAGAAGCAGGUCAAGGAGGGCGCCACGCCGCGGAGUCCGGAUGGGGCCCUCUCUCAGCGCUGUCCCAGCCCCCCCAGCCCUGAGGCUGGGCAGCUCGACGGCCCAGGACCCACCCAGCCAGGCAACCCGCUGCUGGCGCCGCCUGUGCCGAGCGCCGAGCGCUUUGGCCAGGGUGUGCGGCUGUUGCCAUUAGCUCCGCCGACGCUCCCUGCCAGGGUGCCGCUGUUCCCGGUGCCGCCACCCCCGGGCCCCCUGGAGCUGGGGCCUGGCUGUGGGCCCCUGGGGUCUGCACUUGGUUUCCCAGAGGCCUCUGGGCCUGACGCCGCAGCUCUGUACCCAGGACCUGGCCUUCCCGCCAGCGCACCGUCUCUGCCGGAGAGCGAGCACCUGCCCCAGGAGGCCGCAGGCCAGGACCCAGGGCUGAUGGUGCAGGAGGCGCUCGGGAGAAACUCGCUUCCAGAGCGGAGAGAAGACGGUUUUGGCGGAAAGUUUGCUCAUCUGGGCUCCGCCAGGACGUCGCAGGACUCCGAGGUCCCUCCGGCAUGGGAGCGUGCCAGCUCCGGCGCCCUGCAGCCGCCUCUCACGUCCGCGCCCGAAGGGAAGAGGUCUGCGCCGGCAGCUGGCAAAGAGGCCAAGGAGCCUAAGAAGAGCGGAGAAUCCUGGCUAUUUCGCUGGCUGCCCGGGAAGAAGAGGACAGAAGCUUAUCUGCCUGACGACAAGAACAAAUCGAUCGUCUGGGAUGAAAAGAAGAACCGAUGGGUGGAUGUAAAUGAGCCCGAGGAGGAGAAGAAGGCUCCGCCGCCACCGCCGACCUCCCUCCCCAACGCCGCGCAGGCUGGGCCCCCCGGUCCCGGAGGUCCCCCCAGAGCCUCUGUGAACAUGUUUUCCCGGAAAGCAGCUGGAGCCCGAGCGCGCUACGUGGACGUGUUAAACCCGGGGGGGCCCCAGCGGAGUGAACCGGCUCUUGCCCCUGCGGAGUUUUUUGCUCCUCUUGCCCCGAUGCCGAUUCCUACCCACUUGUUCGGACCAAACACAGACGCAGAGGAAGGCCUGCCUGCAGAGGGGGCCGGCAGGGAAGGGCAGGCCCCCGCGGGGGGACCGGUCAAUCCAGAGCCUGCCUCGGAGCCCCAGGUGUUGGGCUCACCAGCGUCCCUCCCUGGCCCUGAACUCCCACCCACCCACCAGGACGGCUCCCAGGGAGGAGAGCUUUCGAGCUGUAGCUCACUGAGUUCACUAUCACGUGAAGUAAGCCAGCACCUUUACCAGGCUCCCAGUGACCACGCCGCUGCAGGGGGCGCCCCCGGGGCCUCCGUGCCCUUCUACAGCCCCGCUCAGUUUGCACAGACCUCUGCUGCCUCGGGGGGCUCAAGGAUGGGGAGGAUUGGCCAGAGGAAGUACCCGGCGUUGAGCUAGAAGGGUCCCUGUCCUGCAGUAGCAUCUAGAACCUUCGAAUUCUGCUCUCCUGGGAAGUCAGACGGACUGAUCGCCUGCACCUCCCUUGUGUCCCCACAUGGGCACAGCGGUGACUCCGCGUGACUGUGCUCGCACUUCCUUCUUCACCACCUGUCUCCAAAGCGUUGCCGGGGUUUGGCCCACGCUGCCUUUCCGGUGCUGGGCGAACAGAGGGGGUCUUUGGCCCCAUCUCUCACCUGACAGUGACUUAAGGGCAGCACAUCCUUAGUCGCUCAGGAACGCUGCACCGGGUGAGGCCGGAGCCGCCUUCGCUGCACGAGAACGAGGGCACCGCUCUUCGGUAACGGGGUGUCUGGGAAACCUAACCAUGCUCUGCCGCCCCCCCCCCCCGCCCCCUGCCGCUGGUCCUUCAGGACGCCCAGGGGAGAGCGCACCCCGGCCUGGGAGAGCCCCCUGGGGUGGGGGCACUGCAAAAAAACGCCUCAAGGAAACGUGGACCCGGUCAAGCUUUCCAGGGAGGCCCGGUCACUGAAGUGCGUUUUGUCUGGUGGCAAAGAUGUUUCCAACGUCACUUCCCUCUGCGUCUGGGAAGGGGUCCCCCAGGGCCGUGUUCCACGUGGACCUGCCCGCCUACCCCACCAAGCCUAAACCUGCCGGUGACGGAUUCCAUUUGGGUUUUCUUAGUAUGGGAGUAGCCUAGUUAGACGACUCCUCACAGAAACUUCUGGAUUGGCACGCUCUUUGUGAAACAGUCGAUGUACUUUCUCAUGACCGGUCCUCACAGUGCAGAGUUGACACGCGCUCGGACUCUGAGCCUUCUGCCUCCGUGUCUCCCUCCGCCCCCCCUCCCCCACCGGGAUCUUCAGUGGGUGGCGGGCUGAGCCCACAGAGGGAGACCCCAACCCCACCCCCCCCCCGGAGCUCCAAGCUUUAAGGCUUCAUCGACUGUUCUUAGAAUUAUUCACAUUCUUGUUAAGUCUGAAGAGACUACAGAAAAAAAAUUAAAUAUUUAUAAGAAUCAUUAGGAAAUAACUUCUGUAGGUUCUGCUGGGGACAUAGUUGGGUGUCGUAAAUCUAAGUGCGGAAAUGGUGUGAAUGUGGAGUUUCCCCGCGGCUCACUGGGCCCCAGAGGAAGGGUGCGGAGCGUUUUCCCACGUGUCACCCACGGGCACACCUGGAUGCGUUUGUUCUUGUCACUUGGAGACAGGUGGGGCCUGGCUGCCAGGGGCAGUGGGGGCCCUGGGACCAGAGCCCCCCGCCGACGCCCUCUGCCCGGCCUGCCCACCAUUGCCCGCGUGGACUGCCAGCGACUUUUGAUUCAAGAAGCUCCCUCCCAGGACAGGCGGGAGCUGCUAUUUUUCCUAAAUGCAAAUUGUUACACUGCAAAUUGAUAAGUAAAGUAUUUUGCGCUCGCA